AUGUGCCUACCACAUCAGGAAAACAAUCAAACACUUCCUAUGGAACAAAGCAGUUAUGGAAUAAACAAGUACGUAUCAUUCAAACUGUUGUUGAUGGGUGCCCGGUUGGCCACUACAAAUCGCAGCAGAUUACAAUUGAAAAAUGAAAAGAGCCCAUUUGGAAAAGAGACGGUACCGAACGUGGAGACCCCCUUCGAUGCAGUGCUGAUGGCUCCCCCCAAAGUCCAUUUUAUGGAGAGAAGCGAAGAAGCAUCCGAUUUCAUCAGUGGUAAACAUAAACAAAACAGCAAAUUACGAACACCUGAAAAAACACAAAAGUCAGAUAGUGGAGAAAAAAGAAAUGACCAACAGAAGUCAGAAGUAUACAAUAAAUCGUUAAUAAAUCCUCCAACGGGUGUUUUAGGGAACCCUGCUUCAGCAAAGAUCCACAACUCUGUACCAGAGAGCAGGAAAACAGAAUCAUCAAAGAAGAGAGAAAAAUUUAAGAUGAAACGAAAACUGCGAGCUAGAAAAACAAACGAAGGAAAGACGACAGCGCCAGCAGCGAAGGAAGAAAUUAAGGACAAAGCUUUAGCUUCGAAGAAGACGGAAAGGACAGAAUCCUCGAGCGACGUAAAAGUGCUUUCGAAGACCACGAAGGGUGGGAAGGAGCGCAGUUGCAACAAAUCGGAAUCCUAUCCCAUCCUCGAAACAGCUUGUGAAGAUCGUGCCUUGCUCACAGAAGCAGUUAACAGGCCACCUCCGAAAAUCGACAAUUUCUUUGAAAUGGCGAACCCAUUUGAAAAUGAAUAUGAUCUUUUGGAUGUUUCAGAUACGAUUUUCGACAUCGCAAACGAUUUUCCGGACAUCUGCCUCCCUUCCAAGUUGUUUGCGCGACAUAUUGAAGCGUUAGAUGCUAAGAAACCGAAAAAAGGAAUAUCACGUGAAAGUAUAAUCGAGAAAAGUGCUGUGGGACCACGUCCAGAAUCGAAGAAAGAUCAACCAGUGAAAUGA
This is a messenger RNA of Necator americanus (New World hookworm), 993 nucleotides long. RefSeq lists its product as uncharacterized. The record is from RefSeq and is a predicted model, not a curated record. The coding region runs from base 1 to 993 and encodes 330 amino acids. Lineage: Eukaryota; Metazoa; Nematoda; Chromadorea; Rhabditida; Ancylostomatidae. The transcript has 7 exons.